Porites lobata is the source of this 4874-nucleotide messenger RNA. The record is from the annotation of a GenBank genome assembly. Lineage: Eukaryota; Metazoa; Cnidaria; Anthozoa; Scleractinia; Poritidae.
UCAGAGGAAGGUCAGAAUAUUGUAAACGUAGCUUCUAUUGCCCAAAGAUCCAACGAAUCUCAAGCUAUUGCAUCAAUUAAAUCUCUAAAUUAUCAAAGAGAGAAAGUUAGUAAUGGAGUUUUCCAAAACUUUCCAUCAACGAGCAGUGCAUUUGGUUCAAAACAAAGCUAUCGCUACAAAUUCAUAAGCUCGCUUAUCAAACCACAGCUCGCGGGCAUUUUGGCCGAUCUUAAAUAUUUGGACGCUCGUCGUCAUCGUGUGAAUCCGGUAGAUUUAAAAGCGUUAAAUAGUGACUUCCGGUCUCAUGAAUUAACGACUGAGAAAGAUAUUAAAGAGAAUAAAGUUGGAGAAUAUUUAAAUGAACGGGAAAAUGGCAAUGACAUGCAAAAAGAAAGACAAAAGACCACAAAGAAAUCUGAACCGCAAUAUCAUGCUAAUGACAUGUUCAUAUUGGGUGCCCCAAAUCGUUCAACGUAUUUACAUGAUUUGUUCUUAGCUAAUCCAAUGCCAAUAAAUCAUUCCUCUGCCUCGGAAUUUGUGCUUGGAAAAUACAAAGAACAUGGACAUUUGCGACCUACUAUGCGAUGGAAAAAGUUGAAAACUUCACUAAAAUUUAAAAAUCAGUUCAGAAAACUCCACGUAUCAGGAUUUCAGCAGCACGUCCAUAAUCAAACAUCAAAGAAAGUGGGAGCACCUCCUCAUGUGCACAAGUUUAAAGAAACAGCAACUGAAAAUCACUCCGGAUCAUUUAAUAAAGGGUUAGAUAGAUUUCGUGGAUCCGGAUUCCAAGAACCUGUGUACUCAGGAGAGAGUUGGAAAUCGAAUAGAAAUGGUUCAAAAUCUGACACAAGAGUUGGCACUCCACCUAUCCAUGAAACUGUUCGAAAGUUAAAACCCACAUCUCGAGUGACGCUUCAAUCAUUGAAAGAUAAAAGUAUGUCGCAAACCGCAGAGAACAGUAAUGAAGAUGGCUCUAGUAUAAUAAACUUAAGUGGUGAGAUGAACAGUUCCAGUACUCAAGAAAUUCGUCCUUUGUCUUAUUUUAGACCCACUGCUGGUCAAGCGUUUCCAAAGGUAACAACAGUGUCCAGCUAUAGAAGGACAACUAUUUCUAACGAGGAGUCUGGAUCGAAUUCGGAUGUCGAAUCGUGGACUGUUGGCAGUGGAGAGGGAUCUGUUUAUUCAGGCAGCGGCGAAGAUGAAGCGUUUUUGAAUAAAUACUAUAAUCAUUAUAAGCCAGAACCGACUGUGAGGCCAUUAUCGUCAACAUGGAAAACCCUUACAGGUAAUCAUUAAUCCUUCAUAAAAGGUGGGGCAGUGCAGCCAGAGACCAAGAGAAAUGGGGGUGGGAGGUACAACAGGUGGGAGAGGAAUGAGCGGAAAAGGGACCUCUAAAAGGGCAGAAAGUAGGAGACUGAUAAAGAGAAAUUACGCAACAAUACUUCAUAUUUCGCAAUCGAAAAAGGGUAUUCUACUUAAACUGACACUAAUGAAAAUUGUUCACCUUUGGGGUUUAAUUUCUGUUGCGAAAGUUGAAAAAUGUUCUGGCAAGUUUGGCUUUGGUAAGAGUUAUGUUGCUAUGUGAUUUUGCAACGUAAACUAACCUGGCCUGAAAUACGUCUAACUUUGUAGUUCUCAGUCAUCACAAACUAUUUCGUAACUUCACUGCGAGCUACUGUACAAGAUCACUAGCACAUGUAAAAUCUAGCAUCCUAUUGGAUAACAACUAUCACGUGAAGUUACAAGUUCCUCUGUUUCUGCUAGAUAACAUUUAGUGGAGUAUUUUCUUUUUGUCUACUAAUCAGGAAUUCUCGGCGUGACAGACAAAGAAACGGAAGCAAAAUGUGGGAAACUGGGAAAAACAGGUAACUUCUGCAUCAUAAUCUGUUUGAGCUGAGCUUUUAUGAGGGAUGUGUCAGGGCUGUUUCUAGUUUUGCCCCGAGUAAGGGAAUCCAAGACAGUCUUGGAUACUGGAUUCCACACCAUGAAUUCUGGAUUCCAGCUACUAGAUUCCAGAUUCCAAUUGUUAGUGGGAUUCCGGAUUCCUUGAACAGUAUUCCAUAUUUCAAAGCCCAGGAUUCCGGAUUCCGCAAGCAAAAAUUUCUUGGAUUCCGGAAUCCGUAUUCCCUUACAUGGGGAGACUAGUUCACCCUGGAAUUUGAGAAAUUACAUGGUAUUGACAAAACCACAGCUUCGAGUCAAACAAAAUUGUCUCCCAAGCAUAAUAUCAAACGUUACAAAUAACAAAAGUGAACUUUGAAAACUCGCUGUCAGGCUAUCAAGUUUUCAAAAACCACUAUUGCAAUCCGUUUCAAUCUUCUUCAAGUUUAUCCAUCCGUGCCUCUUUUUAUAUUUACUGGGUUAUUAUUACCUUCUUUUAAGUUUUUGAGGGGUUAUUUUUAUGUUUCACUCAAUUUGGAGGCCGUUGCCACCUUUCGAUUUUUGAUAAAUUUCGUGGCACAGCUCCUUUUAAGAGAUAAACCCCUAUAAUAUUGGCAGGUAACUCUUUCUAAAUUCUCAUUUUGUAGACUAUAGAAAGGAAUGUCCGAAUGGAUGGCUUCAAUUCGAGCAGUUUUGCUACUUGAUCGUGCCACACCCAGUAAGGAAAUGGGAUGAAUUUCCUCCAAAAUGCAAUGAAGAGAAUGCACUUCUAGCCAUGCCAAAAACGGACAAACAACUCGGUUUUUUGCAGGACAAAAUAUUGUCCUCAAAAUACAAAACGAAGUAUUUCUACAUUGGUCUAAAGAAAAGGGAUGGAGUUUGGAGAUGGAUCGAUGACAUGCCAUAUACACGUGAUGUAAACGUGACAGAUGAGCUUGGUAAAAAGAACUGUAGCGCACUUUCCAAAGACAGUGAAACGCACAUGGUCACGUGUGGUGAACCAAAAGCUGGAUAUGUCUGCGAACUCAGAACAGGUACUGUUACUUAUUUGCUGCAAAUACAUUGUUUACUCUAUUAAGUACUUGAAUUAACUGGCAACGUUUAAGGCAAGCCUAGUCUAUGAUCCAGGAACUAGUGUUUAAUCUGUUUUUGUGGCGUUAGGCCACAGUCAUGAACGUCAAAACACCCAGUUCAUGAAAACGUUCCCUAGAACGAGUUUAUGGCGAAAUAUGACGUAUUUUUUUAGAGAGGACCCUUAACUCGAGGACUCGUGGAAGGCCAAAUGUUAAAUUUAAGUUCACAAAACAAUUUGCGACUAGCAGUUGAUCACUGUUAGUAAUACAUGCAUUCUCUUCGGUAAACAUUGUAGUUUCUAGAUUUCAUUUUUUCGUGGCUUUAAAUUAGAUACUUAUCGACAAAAAUGUUUUUUCAGCAAGUCAUUUAAUGCAAUAUUCAUUUUAGAAAUCGUUUUCAAGUUAAUUCCGGCUGGUAAAAGUUGAAAAUAGAUAUUUUACACUGCAAUUUAGCCUUGAGAAUGAAGUGAUUCUUCUUCCCUACUUUUCUGAGGAGAUAAAGUUAACUAUGAAAAGUGCAUUUGGUGGGUUCGAGAGUGAAAUGUUGUCAUUUUUUUUAUGAAUGUCCUGUCCCCAAAUAUAUGCAAAAAGUAUACACUUUACUUUUCGUUGCUGUUCUUGUCUUCUGUAGGAGUGAAGGCGAUGCCAAUUCUUGCUUUAGGAGACAGUUUAACGAGUGGUUUCCAUAGCGAAGACAAGAACCACACACCUUACGCCAAGACCCUAGAGUACCUCUUGAACAAGGACGUGCACAGGUGCUAUACCCUGACGACGGUUGCCAAGGAUCGUAUUGAAGCCUCUGAAAUAUCUGCGUUACUUCAAAAUCACCUACAAAACUGUAAGGUUCAAACUGCACCUACACCCCUGUUUUAGCGAUAACUGCUAAUUUAUAUUGGUCUAUUUCACGUGUAGCCUCCCACGUACACGAUCCGAGGGUUGCUUCGAGGGUCACGUGUCACGGGGAUGAGCACGUGAUGGAACCUUCAGAACGUUUGCGUUGGAGGCUAUAUCCCGUGUUAUAUUUACUACUAAUAAAGACUGUAUGUAUAUUAGCAUGUUUCAUAGGAUCUGUCUUACGGUGGCUGUGGUAACCUAUAAUGACAUGAUCAUAGAAUAUUCACCAAUAUUCGGGUAAGGUACUUAGUGCAUCCAUCUACCAAUUAGGAGCCGCAAACUGAAAAUUACCGAAAACUCGGCAAGCCAACCUCUCUUAGUGAUCGUUUUGGCUCACAAGUAUAAUUCGUUAUCACGACUAUGUAAGACCUAUCUAAGAUCAUGUAAUGAAUAUAAGGGACAGGGUCAGAGUUAACUUGAUAAAAUAUUAGCAAGUGCUAGGAAUUUCACCUCUUUAAAUUGUGCAACAAGCGAGGCAACAUAUUAAAAUAACUUACAGUUACCUGUACCCAGUCUUUUACCUGGGUUUAAGGGCGAUAAGAAUGACCAUGAACUUUGCUUUUUCCCAUGCAAUCUAUAGCCAGUUCCAGGUACGCUUGGGUCAUAAUUCUUGCUGGUACAAACGACAUUCUCCAUAACAGCGGCCACAGCAGCAAAAAGGCCUGGGACACAGCAGUGCACAACAUCAUUAAUCUCCAUAUCAUGUCGCACCGUUUUGGCGCAAAAUCGGUGGCGGUUACCAUUCCAGAAAUGGACUGCGAGGAAUCAGACAAACCACCUUGCCAGCACGCGCGUCUGGAACGACAAUACAUAAACGAAAAGAUAAGGCAUUAUGCUAGGACUAACGAAUUCACAAUCCUUUGUGACUUGGCGACAAAAUUGCCGCGGUAUUCUUUAAAGAACGAGGAGAGAAACCAGUUUUGGGAGGAGGAUUUACACAUGAAACCAGCAGGAUAUGAAAGAAUGGCAGAAAUCAUAUACAGAGAUCUUUUAGUACACAUUGACGAUGAAGAGAGCCUCAAGUAG